GUUCUCUCAAGAGUAAGUGAACAACUGAGAAACUCCUAACACAAUGGCACCCAAGAAGGCAAAGAAGAAGGCAGCAGAGGCCAGCUCCAAUGUGUUCUCCAUGUUUGAGCAAGCCCAGAUCCAGGAGUUCAAGGAGGCUUUCACCAUCAUGGACCAGAACAGAGACGGUUUCAUUGACAAGGGUGACCUGAGGGACACCUUCUGUGCUCUGGGCCGUCUCAAUGUGGGUAAUGAGGAGCUGGACGAGAUGCUGAAGAUGGCCCCUGGACCCAUCAACUUCACCAUAUUCCUCUCCAUGUUUGGCGAGAAGUUGAAAGGUACUGAUCCUGAGGAGACCAUUAUUAACGCCUUCAAGAUCUUCGACCCCGAGGGACAGGGAGUCCUCAAGGGAGAAGAUAUCAAAUAUUACAUCAUGUCUCAGGCGGACAAGUUCACCGAAGCUGAGGUUGAAGACAUGUUCACAAACUUCCCCUUGGACGUCGCCGGCAAUCUGGACUACAAGAACCUGUGCUACGUUAUCACCCACGGAGAGGACAAGGAGGCGGAGUAAAGGAACCAAUCACAACCUUGAAAUCACCCGACCAAUCACCUCUGACAGCCAACUACACAUCACUCUUUCCACAUCUCACCAUUCUGACAAUAAAAACCUAGU
Salmo salar (Atlantic salmon) is the source of this 652-nucleotide messenger RNA. RefSeq names its product Myosin regulatory light chain 2B, cardiac muscle isoform (gene mlrb). NCBI's taxonomy places the organism in Eukaryota, Metazoa, Chordata, Actinopteri, Salmoniformes, Salmonidae. The record is from RefSeq and is marked provisional. Gene Ontology annotation, molecular function: calcium ion binding.